This is a messenger RNA of Seriola aureovittata, 1693 nucleotides long. Its product is annotated as general transcription factor IIF subunit 2-like. Gene Ontology annotation, biological process: transcription by RNA polymerase II; transcription initiation at RNA polymerase II promoter. Lineage: Eukaryota; Metazoa; Chordata; Actinopteri; Carangiformes; Carangidae. The record is from RefSeq and is a predicted model, not a curated record. The coding region runs from base 51 to 815 and encodes 254 amino acids. Gene Ontology annotation, cellular component: transcription factor TFIIF complex. The transcript has 8 exons.
CGAGCACUCUGCUAUCUGUAGUUCACCCCUGAGCUCUGAACGUUGACACAAUGUCAGAUAAAAUGGAGGUUAACCUAUCCGGAGUCAAACAAAGUAAAGGCGUGUGGCUUGUAAAGGUUCCCAAGUAUUUAUCUCAGCAAUGGGACAAGGCCACAGAAAGGGGAGAAGUUGGAAAGAUUACAAUUGGAAAAAAGCAAGACAAAACAGAGGUAUGUUUCAGCCUGAAUGCGGAGCUGAGUGCCUUGGGUGCUGUGGGGGAGAAAGAUGGAACACUGCAGGUCCCAAGGGAUCAUCCCUUCACUAUGCACACAGUGGGUGGACAGACCAUGGCUGUCUUCAGCCAGAGCGACACAGAUGAAAUCAGUCUGGAGGGGAUGGUGGUGCACAGAGCUGAAUGCAGACCGGUCGUCAACGACAGCUACAUGAAGCUGAAGAAGCUGCAGAUUGAAGAGUCCACCAAGCCUCAGCGUUUCUCACAGCAGCUAGAAAGAGCCAUCACCACUGUCUUCAAGCCUGUGGCCAACCACGAUUUCAAUGUGGAGUAUGAGAAGAAGAAGAAGUCGGAGGGGAAGAUGGUGAGGGCUGAGCGGCAGGUCGUGCUGGACAUGCUUUUCUCUGCCUUUGAGAAGCACCAGUAUUACAACAUUAAGGACCUCGUGGACAUCACCAGACAACCUGUGACCUACCUGAAAGAAAUCAUGAGGGAAAUUGGGACGUACAACAGCAAGGGAGCUCACAAAAGCACCUGGGAACUGAAGCCAGAGUACCGACACUACCAGUCUGCUGAGGAAGAGGAGGAGAUGCAGACCGCCUAGCGCCAGCAAGGGCCUGUGAGCCCGUUCACUGUUGUCUGUCUCAUCGUAUGAGAAAAAGCAGAUACCACCUGCCAGGAAUUCUGUUUUUUCAGGGAAAUACUUUAUCAGCCAUGCUGGUAGUUAUCUGUGUUUUUUCAAAGUUGGGGAAUGAAUAUCCUAUGGUUGUCUGGAAGCAGGCGGGGAAAAAAAACAUUUAAAAAAGUCUAAAAUGUCGAAGACAAAAGCACUGGUUUUCUCCUUUAAGUUAUGAGCACACUAUGAAUGUUUAGUUUCUUUGUAUCUGUCUUUCUAAACGGGCAGUACGAUGAUUGUAGAGUUGUGUUUUGCUUGUUUUAAUUUGCAUGGUGAAACAGUAACUCGACUAAAGUCUGCCCAUCUUGAAUUUUACAUGUUUUACUUUCUGAAUAAAUCUUGCUGAGUCUUGAUAACCAACGGUCAAAUCUUUUGGUAGAAUGGCUUUUAUCACAGUAGACAUUUGAAGUGUCAAAGUAGAAAAAUCACAAGUGGAUCUAAUGACCGUAACAAUGUCUCAGUCCCAGUAACUACUGCAACACAUUGCAGCAGUUAAUUAUGUUACUAUAGUUACACUUGUGUUUGAAGAGUAAAAAUUCCUCUGUUUAUCUUGUGCACCUCCCAGUUUGGCCUCUACACAUUUAGAAAAUAAAGAACAAUAAACAUCAUGUUUGUUGUAUCAUAGUUUGGAGCAGGAGCUGCAGCACUGAAUCUGAGAGAAAGAAAGAAAGAAAAACAAAAUGGCUGCAAACUCUUUUCCACUCAUGGUGCACCUUUCUAGUAGUGUUACUAUGACAACUGUGGACAGCAUUUAACUAUAUGUACAAUAAACCACACAGGGCAGAAACCUGCUGCUGCGCCGUGUG